CGACGGCCGAGAGGCACGUGUAGGGGUGACACUGUACUUGAAGCUCGCUGUAACUCCGCUAUGAUCUCUGUAUUGGAGAAAAGCCUUUAACUCAGACCGAUGAACUGCACCAGGGUCUACCAUAUCUUGGAUACCAGAUCGUUACCACCUGUCUCGAUUAUGCCAGUUGAUAUAGCCAUGAGACUCUGCUUGGCUCAUUCUCCACCUAUGAGGAAUUUCCUUGGCCCCUAUGAUCCUUACAGAGGGCUGAACAUCACCAGUAGGUUGAAGCCCCUGCGGCCCUGCAUCAGUCUGAAAGGUGGAACUGAAACGUGUAAUGAUGGUUGGGCUCAAUCCAAAGGCAAAAGAAAGAAAGUGGCUUUUGCAGAUGAUAAAGGUUUUUCUCUCACUGCAGUUCACUUUUUCUCUGAACGUGAAGACUCGCUUGCUGAACUACAGUUUGACCUGACUGAUCUCGACAACACAACAUGUGGACUGAAAGCAAAUGAAAGAAUGCCCCUGGUACUGGAUUUCUCACCACCAUCUGAAGACUAUGUGGAAUUUAGAAAUCGCCUGAAGAAGAAUUUCGUCUGCCUUGAAAAUUGCACUCUGCAGGAGAAGUUCAUCACGGGUACUGUCGCAGUGAGGAAUCUAAGUUACCAUAAAUUAGUUCAAAUCCGGAUAACAUUCGACACUUGGAAGAGUUAUAAGGAUGUGGACUGUACAUUUCUAAACAAUAUUUAUGGCUGUUCUGAAACAGACACAUUUUCUUUCGCUAUUGACUUGCCAUCAUCCGUACCACCACAGGAAAGAAUCGAGUUCUGCAUCUCCUUUAAGUGUGGACACCAAAUCUAUUGGGAUAACAACGAGGGGAAGAAUUACGGCAUUGUUCACAUUGAUUGGAAACGUGACAGGAACCAGACUCUGAUCACCUUCAGCGAUGAGGUGACCAAGACCCCUGUGAAGAUGCAGACGACUGAAUGUGACCAGUUUGGAAGUCCACGAUCAUCGAGUGAGCUGUUUCCUGAAUGGCAAAGCUGGGGAAAGAUCGAGACGGCUCUGCCGUAUUGGUGACAGAUGUUAGUGUUGCUGUAUUGUUUGGUGGAGAGUUGCCUCAAUUUCCAUAUUAAAACUUAUGAAAACCAUGCUGCUUAUCUGUAAAGCCCCUACUAAAUUAAUAAUCAACUUGGUAACUUUUUCAAAAAGCUUCCCUUUGUAACCUUUUAAUUUUGUGUGACUCCUAUAUACAUAUAGGGCCAUCUUAAAAUAGAUUAGUGGCUGUUUGUAUCAUGCACUUCAGUGCAGCGUAAGUUACUAAUGUGGAUAAUUAGUAUGCAAAUAUGAGAAUUCACAUUGGAUCCUUGAGGUUCUAUGGUAAAGUUACAUUCUGGAGUUGUAGUGUUUUGUGCCAUGCUUGCUAUAUUUUAAAACAACAAGGACUGUUAGAGUGCAAAGAAUUGAAUAGAAUAAGCUAGAGCACUUAAUGCACUGACUAGGAUGUACUAUAAACAUUUUUACCUAACAGUCUGUUAGAUAACUUGCAAGCACUAACUCAUUGAUUAUGUAUGUUGUGAUUAGCCAUGGGUACGUGACAGGCUAAACUAAAAGGUAGCCAAAAAUACAUUGCAUGUUGUAAAGCAACUGAGUGCCUUUUGGUUGAAUGAAUGACAUAAUUGGAUGCUAACUAUGCAGGUUUCCAAAUCAAAUUUGAUGCAGCUGUGAGAAGCUAACAUUUGUUCAAAUUGUUGUUGUGGUAGGCUAUAAAACACACCUUCUACUGAUCAGGUCCUCAGAAUACAGCUAAUGCAUGAGCAUUAUAUUUUGGGAAUAUUCACUUCUUUCUGGAAAUGUUUUAUCAAUUAAGCCAAAGGGUUUUCCACACUUAUGAACAUUCAGUUCUAUGUGCUUUUAGCUAACCUCAGUCUGUUAUUUUGUAUUCAAAUUAAAGGGGUGGGAAAACCUGACAAUCAGAAGGCCUGUUUGUAUGUAGCAAUAUGUUUAGACAACCAACAUUAUCAUCUUUUGCACUGCUCUUUUUCAAAUGUGACUGGCGCACUGUAUUUUUCCUAACUAUAUGUACAUAUAGCUAGCUAUGAGGUGCUCAUAAUUGAUCCUUCAUAUUGAAGGUUGGAAAAUUAACUUGUAUUUGGGUACACAUGGGUUCAUAAUUAGAAAGUAAUACAUUUCUGGAGACUGCAAUGAUUUGGUUUGAAGGGAUCUGAUGGAUCCCUUUGCUCUCUUGUAGGUAGGAUUCUGUAAUCUUUUCUUCAGUCUUUUGAUACUAGCAUUGCCAUAAUGUAGGAAGCAUUUUAUGCAGCUGUAAGCAGUGGCUUCAAACUUUAAGUUUUCAAGCUAUUAAUACUGACAGCUGUUCAAUAAUGCAACUGAAGAUCACAACACAUUCAGAUGAGAAAGACAGUUCAUCAAAGACGCAUUGGCCUAUCCAUCUAGAAAAAACUUGCUAUGCCUUCUGCUUCUCUAUGCAAAACAGUGUCAACUGUAUCACAAUGGCAAUGGUCUUUUGCUUCUGCUAUGUUGUUUGGAAGUCUUAUAAAAAUCUUGUAUUAUUGAAUUAAUACCAAUCCCAAAUUUUCAUUGCCAAUUGAGCAUAUGCCCUGUAUGUGUUUCACAAUUAACCCUGAAAACUCCCUUUCAAGUUUCACGAAUCUUUCAUGAACAAGACCUCUAACACUAGAAUCAGUUUCAUGGUUGUUUCCUUUACUGUUUUUAAGUAUGAAGGUUCUCAGCUGCAAGAAUACUCCUCCAGUCUGAAGUUCCCAUUCAGUUUAGGCACAGUGUCUACCCUACACCAAUCCUGUUAACUCUGAAAAUGGCCAUAUGUAGUUGAUAUUGGUAUUUAUGCUAGCCUGGCCCGUUUAUUUUCUUAAAUUCUUAUUUCACCAAAUGUAUGAAACAUGUCAGUAGAUAUAGCACUUGAUUCCUUUAAGGCAGUGCAUCCAUGCCAAAUUCUCAACCUACUAUGGUAGGGUAUGUCCUGGGACUAUUAGGCUGGUAAUAAGCACAACACUACUGUGCCUUAUGUAUAGAGAGAAAUGAAAAGUAUGCUCUUUGGCAUUCUGCUUGCAAUUGAUGAAGAUGAAGUUACUGAUGAAAAUGGAAGAUGCAAAUAAAUACAAGGCAUGUUGAAAAGGAGGAAAAUAUUUAUAGUCAUGUUGUCUUUAGUUAGUUGACUUUUAAACUAAUCUAUGAAGUAACUUAGUGCACUGGGAUGAAGCCAUAAAUGCUUGUCAUGCUAGCAGGUUACAUACCUUGAGUAAUUAGAACAUAAUUAACCCCUCAUUAAACUGUUUUCUUUGUUUAUAUUAGCUUUUAUGACCUCUUUAGUGUUUUUUGACUUCAGUAAUCAAGUUUUUCUUUGUUUGUAUUGUAUGUGCUUUUUUUCUUUUGAGCAGCAAAUUUCCUGGAACAGAUUGAGUAUCUGUAUCCGUGUUCCAGUUACCCACCUUGACAAACCUGACCGUCCCCCUUUUUAAACUUGAUUUGCAAAGCCCAACAUUGGCUUUGAAAGUAACUUCCUAAUUGACAUCUGACAUUUGUUACCUUCUGCUAUGCCUAUCUUGUUGAUGGCACCAACACUGGAUUUGGUCACGUUGAUAACCUCAAAAUUUGACUUUCCCUCUGAAUGUAUUUCACUGGUGUACAGUAAUUUCCCUUUCUAAACGAAUUAGCAUUCACAUAUCUCCACUGUAAGUAUAUUCUUUGGAGACUGUCAUCUGGGGUGGUGAUUAAUAAAAUAAUAUUUUUUACCUGAUAUGAUUAUUACAACGAGCAUAGCCUUUAUUGUGUUUCAGUUUUAUUUUGCCCUUUGAGCUCUUUGCAGGUUUUGUCUAUUAUACUUGUCAGCUGAUGUAAUGUGAUUGUGGUGUAAUUUGAAAUCUUAGUGUGAACACUUCUGCCUGUGUGCUGUAGAUUUAAAGGACAGUUAUUGAAAGGAAAUGUGAAAGGGUAUUCAGAGUGGUUAACACAGUCUCUGUGAUCACUGAAAUAUUUUUGUACUUGAGAUUUGUUGUUGUGGGAUUCUUUAAGGGAGGAAAAGUCUAAGGAGAGUGUCAUUUUACUCAAAGUACUUUGCCAUUCAAUAAAGAAAAUUGAGUUAUAACUUUCAACAUAAAUGAUCACACAUUUUCUUUCUGUAUGCUUUAUGAUUGGCAGCUUCAACUGUAUUAGAAUUGGCGAAAGGGGAUAAUUCAAACUUGGCUUUCAUGGUAUUUAUAAAGCCAAUUGGCUGAGUUCUCCUGAGAUUUAUAUUUUUCUGUAGGAGGAAUGCUUUGAGUAAUUACCCACUUUAGACUUGCCCUUUUUGUUUUUUAGGAAAUUGUAUGGAGAAAAAUAAAGCUUUAUAUUGUAAACCUUA
Messenger RNA from Hemiscyllium ocellatum (epaulette shark), 4354 nucleotides. RefSeq names its product protein phosphatase 1, regulatory subunit 3Cb (gene ppp1r3cb). Gene Ontology annotation, molecular function: glycogen binding; protein phosphatase 1 binding. The record is from RefSeq and is a predicted model, not a curated record. Gene Ontology annotation, biological process: regulation of glycogen biosynthetic process. Bases 100 to 1053 code for a protein of 317 amino acids. NCBI's taxonomy places the organism in Eukaryota, Metazoa, Chordata, Chondrichthyes, Orectolobiformes, Hemiscylliidae. The transcript has 2 exons. Gene Ontology annotation, cellular component: protein phosphatase type 1 complex.